Xenia sp. Carnegie-2017 is the source of this 2040-nucleotide messenger RNA. RefSeq names its product cholesterol 24-hydroxylase-like. The record is from RefSeq and is a predicted model, not a curated record. The coding region runs from base 483 to 1175 and encodes 230 amino acids. Gene Ontology annotation, biological process: cholesterol catabolic process. NCBI's taxonomy places the organism in Eukaryota, Metazoa, Cnidaria, Anthozoa, Malacalcyonacea, Xeniidae. The transcript has 4 exons. Gene Ontology annotation, molecular function: cholesterol 24-hydroxylase activity; heme binding; iron ion binding.
UGCCGAAAGAUUAUUUUGGCUAUAAACGCUUUCAGUAUGUUUAUGGCGAGCGCUUCCUCGGAAAUGGCCUAUUCUCGGACUUGAACAUCAAGACAUGGGAGAUAAAGAGACGUACGUUCGCUCCCCUGUUCUACCGAAACAAACUGUUUGAUAGUUUUCACAUCCUGAAUGCAUGCUGUGAGAAAUUUCUCAAAAAGUUGGAAAAAUACGCCGACGGCACAACUGUCAUCUCUCUUGCUGAUGAAUUUCUUUUAGUGACCCUGGAGACAAUUCUUAAGUGGGCUUGCGACUUGCAGUUGAAAGACGACGAGUGGAAUCUAUUUGAGAAGAAUUUUAAGAACGCACUGAAAGGGAUCUCUCUAAGUUUCACCAGUCCUCAAAGUCAAUUCACACCAUGGUCAAGUUUGAGACGUGAAUGCGAGCAAGGCGCUCGAAUCACAAGAGCUGUUGUAAAGCAAGUCGUCGAGAAAAGAGAAAAAGAAAUGAGAAACGGGUGUGACACGCGAGAUGAUCCGUUAUCCUAUGUGUUCAAACUUGAAGAAGCUCUGCCUGAAUGUGAUAUUGAAGAUUUGGUUGACAUGGUCGUUACAAUCGUUUUUGGAGGAAUGGAUACUACGGGUAACAGCUUAUGCUUUACUGCUCUAUCUAUUGGUUUACAUGCAGACGUUGAAAACAAGCUUCGAAAAGAAAUAGAUGAAGUGAUUGGUGAAUUAGAGGAGAUCACAGCCAAAGAUAUUAUGGCAAUGCCAUAUCUCGGUCAAGUUGUGAAGGAAUCGCUUCGCUUGCAUCCCCCGACACCAGCAAUCACAAGAAGAACCAGUUACGAAACUUUCAUUGGAAAAGUCAAAAUACCAGGAGAUGUACCUGUUAUGGCAAAUCCGUAUGUUAUUCAAACGCAUCCGGAUUACUGGAAAGAUCCUCAUUCUUUUAAUCCAGAUCGCUUUGCUGAUCCUGAAUUAGUUCAUCCCGCCGCAUAUUUUCCCUUUUCUCUCGGUCCAAGGCGUUGUAUUGCACCACAACACGCGGAAUUGCAAUUGAAACUCAUCAUAGCUCGUCUUUUAAAGAAAUUUAAAUUCAAAUUGCUGCCUGGUCAGACUUUGAAGGUUGCUGAAAAUAUUAGUUUUGGCCCUGUUGGAACUGUUCGCUGCACGCUAACGCUGGCGAGCGAAAGUUAGAUGACAAAAGAUACAAGAUGCACACUCAAACAUUUGAUAUUUGCAUUAUGUACAUUUGCAAACUUUUCUCUGAUUGCGUCCCUUCUUAACUUUGUUUUGCAGGAAUUUGGUGGUCGCCAAAGAAAUUUAAAUGAAUUGUUCAUUUGUUGAUUGCUCCUGUGUUUUGUUUUUCCUCACAACUUAGCUACAUCCUUUUUCUGUUGCUCGUGUUGUUUACGGACUUAAUUUUUUACCAUGCUAUUCAUGUUGUUCUUCCACUUCAUAAACAUACAUUUCAAGGGAUGACCAAGAAAUUAGGUCGUCUAUACGUUGCUAAACACAACCUGUAUGAUUACGGAAUACAAAUGAUACGUUUACCUGCGAAUACCUCUAGUGACCUCUUAUAAGCAGAAACCUCUCGUAAGCUGACACUCUGGUUGUGGUCUCAACGGUUUUUGUUAAUACCGUACAGUGUCAAAAGUUGCCCAACCCUUGAAAACUGAAUUUUUUCAAAGUCAUGAAACAUACAUACUGUAAAGGUAUAUAGGGAGAAAAAAUCUGUCUGAAGAAAGUGCAUUCAAUCGUUCGCUGAUUUUGAAAAUUACAGUCCCAUAAUGAGCACGCUCCUAAACCAUGUACGGCAUUCCCUGAAAAAUCAUAGCCGCCUUUGAGGCAAGUGAUUUCUAAAGGGUGGCUACUUUCGACACUUUAUCACUGAUGCAACAAAAAUGACUGAAGUCAUGAAUAGCUGGCGAAAGUGGAUAUUUUUGCUUAUAUUUAAUACUGGCUUAUAAAAAGUGUAACGUAUCCUUUUAAUACUUGCUGUAUGAUUAAUUUUAGAUGUCUAUAAUUUUCAUGAAAAUUUAAAAUAUUUAGUUAUUUUUGC